Notolabrus celidotus (New Zealand spotty) is the source of this 2013-nucleotide messenger RNA. It is a transcript of the gene lrrc18a, whose product is annotated as leucine rich repeat containing 18a. The transcript is spliced from 4 exons. The record is from RefSeq and is a predicted model, not a curated record. NCBI's taxonomy places the organism in Eukaryota, Metazoa, Chordata, Actinopteri, Labriformes, Labridae. Gene Ontology annotation, molecular function: protein binding. The coding region runs from base 389 to 1207 and encodes 272 amino acids.
GUAACACAACAGAGUUUGUGGAGCAGGAAGUGAGUGAGGGAAGCAGAGAUUGUGUGUACACAGCUGUAAGAGCAGUUACAGGACUGAGGUGAGCUACAGCAGGACGCAUAAAUAACGGGUAGAGACGUGGGGAAAGCAGCGCACGGUUCCAGCUGAGACAAGGGAAAUGUUGAUCUACAGAAACAGAGCAUCUCUGAUCCGUCCUCUUCACUGCAUCAUCCCAUGUUGUGAGGAUUGUAAAGGAUUACGAGGUGAGAGGCUUCAAGCUGGACGGUCGGCUAGCAGAUGCUAGAGCUGCUGGUAUUGUUCUGAAACUGAAGACUAUCACGUUCAGGAUUGGCCCAGGAGAAAAGAAGAUAAAAUACAGUUUUCUCUGUGUUUCAGUGCCAUGCCCAAAGGAAAGGGAGCCAAAGGGACAAAGGUGACGCUCCAGACUGCCAAAAAGGCAGUACGGAUAACCCAAGAUGGACGGCGUAGACUCACCCUCAGCAAGAUGGGAAUAAUCACUUUCCCACAGUGUCUCUUUAAACUCACCAACGUGGAUGAGUUGGACCUCAGCCGCAACCUGAUACAGAAACUCCCAGAAAACAUUGGGAGCUUCUCAUCCCUCAGAUGGUUGGAUCUACACAGCAACAAACUGGAGUCUUUGCCUGAGUCCAUCGGUAACUUGGUGGGGUUGACGCACCUCAACCUCUCUAACAACGACCUCACAUCUGCAGGUUUACCCUACUCACUGGGUUCUCUCACGAACCUGAAGAGUCUUAAUCUGGGGUUGAACCAGCUUGACACUCUACCUCCCUCUAUGGCAGGUCUAGACAACCUCAAAGAGUUAGGCCUGUUUGAUAACCGCUUCACUAAGCUACCAGAGUUUGUGAAAGAGUUACGCAACCUCAAUAAGGUAAACACAAGAAGAAACCCUCUGUCGUACGCUCAGGGAGAAAGUGAGGAGACGCUGAAGGAAAAGUCUGAACCAGAGGAAGAAGUGUAUCUGGUUCAUGAGAGCAGUCUAUGUAGGAAAUGCUUUAAAAGAUGCAAAGAGCAAAACGAGGGGUUUUCAAGAGGAGGAGGAGGAGGAGGAGGAGAUGGUGACAUGUGUGAGGAAAAAAGGAUGAGGACUUACAAAGGACUCAUGGUGCCAAACUCAGUGGCUGCAGUUAAUCAGGAUGUGUGGAGAAUUAGAAAAGUGGAGCACAUGCAAGUCAAAUAAAAACAGAGCUGCUGGCUUCAUCUUAACCUCGUCAUCAAGCUCAGUUCAGAUCAAAGAUUCACAAUGAGACUAAAGGGUUUAAGAAAGCUGCAGCGGUGUAAGAAAAAAGGGCACAUUCUCUGUUUAACACGAAAUCCACUCGUAGUGAAGUAAGCUGGUCAGUUAGAUACAAACUGUAAACUCAUCAUAAGAGCAGAGUUUUUGAGGCAGGAACAAGAUGAUCACUUCAUCUAUGUAUUUGAGGAACAACCCUGUCUGUAUGUUGGCUGCUGUGUAUUUUAAGCCAUUCAAGAUCACUCCCUCCUCCUCCACUUGGCACGUGGGUGGAAAGCAACAGUGGCCAAUGAAGCCAGGGAUGAAUGAAUGAAUGAAUAUAGUGAUGUAAAAAAACAUUUAACUUCACUUUAAAGUUUUAUAACAGAGAUGACUUUCUAAUGCAGAAACAGAUAAACACAUUAAGCCUGCAAAGCUCUGUAAAAAGGUGGAGGAUUUCAUUGAAUGCUUUUCUUGUCUCUCUAAUCUUUAUGUGCAUCUGAGGCAGCUCAGGUCUGCACUGGGUCACAAAGACACACAGACCUGCUGCUAUAUGCAAUAGGCUCCAUCCAUGACGCAGAAAGCAGACAGUGUCUCUCGUUAUUUCAUUGUAGUGAACUGUAAAGUUUAUAAAUGUUGUGGACCAAGUUUCAUCUCAUCCAAUCAUCAGUCUUUUGUCUGAGCUGGCUUAAACAUUUGAUAGUAUUUGCACAGUAUUUUACUUGAUUUCACUGAAAUUAUUUGGAUCAAAUAAAGGAAAGCGUGAUGUUCGA